Molecule: messenger RNA, 1392 nt
Organism: Drosophila hydei
Lineage: Eukaryota; Metazoa; Arthropoda; Insecta; Diptera; Drosophilidae
Gene: dysf
Exons: 7
Coding region: 1-1392 (463 amino acids)
Biological process (GO): regulation of transcription by RNA polymerase II
Molecular function (GO): RNA polymerase II transcription regulatory region sequence-specific DNA binding; DNA-binding transcription factor activity, RNA polymerase II-specific
Source: RefSeq, a predicted model, not a curated record
AUGCCAUAUGCUUAUCACAUUUGCUUUUCGCAGGAGGAUUUACUUAUACAUGGGGACUCCGUUUACGAUAUCAUUGACAAACAGGAUCACGCAACCAUACAAGCCGAACUAAAUCGGAACGUGCCACCGCAGCCAGGUGGCAGCAACAGCAGCAGCAGCGGCGUUGGCGUCGGCGUUGGUGUUGGCGAUUCGACAGCCAGCAAUGGCACUGGCGGCGCCUCCAGUUUGGAGGGGGAGCAUCGCAUGUUUCUCUGUCGCAUGAAUGUUAGUCGCAAUGCGCGACGGCAAAUGCGUUUCGGUGAUCAGAAGGUCGUUCUGGUGCAGGGUCACUAUUUGUCAUUCCUGCCGCUCUGCAGUCGGAACGAGCCCGUCUUUUUAGCCACCUGCACACCCAUCGCCAUGCCGGAGACACGCGAGUGUGUGGUGCAGGGCGCCACCAAUGUGUUUACCACCAUACACUCCAUGGAUAUGAAAAUCGCACACAUCGACAAAAAUGGCGAAUUCCACUUGGGCUACGAAAAGGCGGCGCUGCAGGGCACCUCCUGGUACAAUCUGAUACACAGCGAGAAUCUGCGCGAAGCUCAAAGCAAACACCGGCUAAUAACGCAAUCGGAACAGGAUCGCAGCUGUAUACUGCUGGUUCGCAUGCAGCGCUCUAGCGGCGAGUACACCUGGGUGCAUGUGGUGCUCCAGGUGCGAGAUAGUCCUGACUCAACACAGCAACCUGUCAUUGUGUGCACCAACCAGGUGCUGAAUGAUCGUGAGGCUACCAUAAUGCUGGCCAACUCGUGGCUCUAUCACUAUUACACGGUACAGUCGAAGAUACAAUUUGGCAUGCCACUGGAUAGUGCGAUGCGUGUGCCGCCGGGCAGUAACUCCGGUGGCUACUACAACUCCCAUCAGCAACCGCAUGGAGGCGGCGCCGCUAGUGUUGGCCUGGGCAUGGCCAGCUCUGCGACGGGCAUGUCGACUGCAUCCUACCAUCACCAUCAUCCGCACAUGGGCGCCACCUAUGGAGGCGUUUACCAUGCCGAGGGUGCAGUCGAGCUCAAGGAGGAUCAGCAACUGUAUGGCUUUCAGCCGGGCAGCGGAAACGGGCUGGAGCCUGUAGACUAUAGCCAAGUGAAUGGCACGUCCACUGGCGGCAGUCAAAAGUCCACACAGUCCGCCUCGCCGCCGCCCCCCAAGAAACGGGCGCGGAAUAAACUAGAGCCACUUUAUUUGCACGCUGAGCGUUCGCCGGCGGCGGCCAUUACGCCCGAACCGGACUGUUAUGCGCUGCAUCCGGGUGCAGCCUAUGCCACGGCCGCAGCUGGAGUGGCGGCCAGCAGCAGUGAUGCCACCGCUUCGCCCGCCCUGGUCAGAGUCGGCACAGAAGGCAUCGCUGGAUAG